UGCCUCGAAGUUGCAUCCAAGCCAGACUCUGAAUCUCGUGCUGUGGCACUGGGAGAGGUGAGCUCGGAAGAUCUGCGGAAUAAAAUUCAGCAGCUCCGGAGGCUGAUCAUGGAAAUCAAAGAGGAGAGAUCAUCAGAUGAAGCACGACAGUUUUUCCCUUCUUCCCAGUUAGACAGUCUAGGAGAGCCCCAGUUGACGAGUAUUCAGAGAAUUGCAAAUGAGCCAAAGCUGGAGUUCAGUCUUGCAUGCAAGGAUCUAGUGGCUGCUGCCCGUGAUCGGAAGCUGAACACGUUUAUCCAGGUCUCAGUGGUGCAUCCAGCCGAGCACAUUUCGACGCGGUAUUCAAGCACUGAAAUCGUGGAGGGUACAAAAGAUCCACUGUUUCUGACUGGUGUGACCUUCCCACCGGAAUACCCCAUCUAUGAGGAAACUAAAAUAAAACUUACAGUCUAUGAUGUCAAAGAUAAAUCCCAAGACACGGUCCGCACCAGUGUCCUACCUGAUCACAAGGAACCAAGAGCAGAUGUUGGGCGAAGCUUCCUGGGCUGUGCAACUUUUAGAGUAGGUGAUCUGGUAAAGUCAAAGGAGCAACAGUUGACCCUUACCCUCAGAACAUCUGAUGGUGGAAAGACAGUUGGUACCAUUGAAGUCAAUCUUAUGAAGAUGGGAGAGCUAGAUGAGGGGGAAACAGACCACAUCACAGCAGAUACUCAGGAUCAAAAGUGUGCACUGGUUCGUGAGUGUACAGCCACUGAAGGCAUAAGUGGGAAAGACAACCUGCCUUCCCUAAAUGCAGUGUUGAGAAACCCCGUUUGUAAGUUAUAUAGAUUCCCUACUUCUGACAACAAGUGGAUGCGGAUCCGGGAGCAGAUGGCUGAGACUACCCUCUCUUUCCAUGUUCCUAAAGAGCUAAUAAAUCUGCACAUAAAGGAGGAUAUGAGAAGGAAUCAGGAGCUUAAAGACCUGGGAGAACUUGCUCCUCACUGGGACAACAUGCGCAAAAGUGUAAUUGCUCACUGUGAUCAGAUGUUGAGUAUGUACCAGGACACUCUUGCAGAGCUUGGGAAGCAUACAGGUUCUUCCUUUAAAUCAAGCUGUAGCAAAGGAGAAAAAACACUAGAAUUCAUCCCAAUAAAUCUUCAUCUGCAAAGAAUGCAUGUGCAUAGUCCUCGAUUGAAAGAUGCUCUGUAUGAUGUUAUCACUGUGGGAGCCCCAGCAGCACAUUUCCAAGGAUUUAAGAAUGGUGGUCUCCGGAAACUGCUGAGUAAAUUUGAGGCUGAAAGACGAAAUACUGGAUACCAGUGUAUUUACUAUUCACCUGAAAACACAGCCAAGGCAAAAGAAGUUCUCAGCAACAUCAGUCAUCUGCAGCCUCUCAUAUCAAGCCAUGCAGACCUGCUGCUCAGUUCUGCAAGCCAGCGUUCUCCAGACAGCUUGAAGAAUUCUUUAAAGAUGCUUUCAGAAAAAACGGAGUUAUUUGUGCACACAUUCAAGGACCAGCUGGUCAGAAGUGCCCUUUUAGCACUGUACACAGCCCGGCCUGGCUGUGUCCUCAAGAAACCAGCUGUGCCUAGGAACAGUGCAGAAGAAGGGGCUGAUGCACAGCACCAGGAUCAUCCUUCUCAGAUUAAAAGGCAGGACUCUAUACCCCAUCAUUCUGAAUAUGAUGAGGAAGAGUGGGACAGGGUGUGGGCCAACGUGGCAAAGAGUUUGAACUGCCUUAUUGCCAUGGUGGACAGACUGCUUGAAAAAGACAACAUCAGCAACACUGAAGAGGGUGAAAAUGAGCCUUCAGCAGAAGAUUGCAAGGUGUUGCAUACAGGUGGUGACUGGUAUGAACAGCUGUACCCGCUGGUGAUUACCCUGAAGGACUGCAUGGGAGAGGUGGUGACCAGGGCCAAGCAAUCCAUGGCCUUUGUCCUGCUCCAGGAACUUGCCUGUGGCUUGCCCCAGUGUUUGAUGCUGACCCUAAGAAGAGACAUCGUCUUUAGCCAAGCACUCGCUGGAUUGGUCUGUGGUUUUGUAAUCAAAUUGCACACAGGUUUACAUGAUCAAGGAUUUUUACAACAGCUUCAUACUGUUGGAUUGCUCGUGCAGUAUGAAGGACUCCUUAGUACAUAUAGUGAAGAAGCAGGGAUGCUAGAAGACAUGGCUGUGGGCAUUUCAGAUUUGCAGAAAGUAAUGUUUAAAGUAAUUGAAGCCAAGUCAGAAGAUUUUUUGCCUAUUAUAACUGGAAGGCGUGAACAUUACAUUAUAGAGGUCCAGCUUCCAGCAAAGAUGUUUGAGCUGCUGCCACAAGAGAUUAAAGAAGGAAAGCUGCUUCGCAUGUAUCCAGUGCUCUUUAAUGUUGGAAUCAAUGAACAGCAAACCCUGGCAGAGAGGUUUGGAGAUACCACUUUGCAGGAAAACAUUAACCAGGAAAACUUAGAACUUCUCAAAGAGUAUUACAAGUUAUUUACAGAAAAAAUGCCUCCUGAUUGUUUACCACAUUUUCAAGAACAAAAUGAUUUAAAGGGAUUGCUAGAAAGUCUUCAUCAAAAUAUCCAGGCCAAAAAGAGAAAGAAUGUAGAAAUCAUGUGGCUGGCUGCAACGAUUUGCCGGAAGCUGAACGGAGUGCGCUUCACCUGCUGCAAGAGUGCCAAAGACAGGACAUCCAUGUCAGUGACGCUGGAGCAGUGCUCCAUCCUGAGGGACGAGCACCAGCUGCACAAAGACUUCUUCAUUCGGGCGCUGGAUUGCAUGAGGAGAGAAGGAUGCCGCAUAGAGAAUGUUCUGAAGAAUGUCAAAUGCAGAAAGUAUGCAUUCAACAUGAUACAGCUGAUGGCUUUCCCAAAGUACUACAGACCUCCAGAGGGGACAUAUGGAAAAGCUGACACCUAAGCUUAACAAAAGUGUAAUCAGGAGCAUAUAUCAUGCUAAUUAGUGAAUAUAA
Messenger RNA from Agelaius phoeniceus (red-winged blackbird), 2932 nucleotides. RefSeq names its product inositol polyphosphate-4-phosphatase type II B (gene INPP4B). Gene Ontology annotation, molecular function: phosphatidylinositol-3,4-bisphosphate 4-phosphatase activity. Lineage: Eukaryota; Metazoa; Chordata; Aves; Passeriformes; Icteridae. The record is from RefSeq and is a predicted model, not a curated record. Gene Ontology annotation, cellular component: cytoplasm.